GGUCGGGCCGGGCGGGGCCGCGCGCGCGUUCCCGCCGUCGCCAUGGGCACGGCGCCUCCUGGCGGGGGCGCGCGCGGCCUCUGACUCCUGACCGCGGGCCCCGCCUGUUCCGGCGCGCGCCCCGCGUGUGGACGCGCGCUCCCGGGCCCGGCCGCCGUCUCCCUCGCAGCCAUGUCGGCCGCCUUCAGGAAAGCCGCCAAGGCGCGGCAGCGCCCGCACCGCGAGCGGGCCCAGCCCGCCUCCCGGACGAAGCUGGGCUUGCUGGAGAAGAAGAAGGACUACCGGCUCCGCGCCCAUGACUACCACAAGAAGCAGAAUGCUCUCAGGGCGCUGCAGAAGAAAGCUCUGGACAAGAACCCUGAUGAGUUCUACUUCAAAAUGAUACGUGCAGAGGUCAAGGAUGGAGUCCAUGUAAUAAAGCAGCCAAAGGAUGAAAUUACCCCGGAGCAGAUGAAGCUGAUGAGGACACAGGAUAUUAAAUAUGUAGAAAUGAAAAGAGUUGCAGAAGCCAAGAAAAUCGAGCGCUUGAAGGCAGAGCUCCACCUGCUGGACGCGGCGGGGAGCGGCGCGGGCCGCCACCUCUUCUUCGUGGACACGGAGCGGGAAGUUCGGGAGUUUGAUAUUGCUGCUCACCUGGACACCGUUCCUGAGCUGGUAGAUAGAGUGUACAACCGACCAACCAUUGCAACGCUGCAGAGAGAGGCAGUGAAGGGACCGACUGAUCCUGCCCUCCUAAAGAAAUUAGCCCAGCAGAGGAAGAACCAGUAUGACCUCCUGAGGCAGCGCAUCGAGAGGGAGAAGGCCAUGUUUGUCAUCUCACAGAAAAUCCAGACUCGGAAGGAUCUGCUGGACAAAACUCAUAAAGUAAAGGUGAAGAAAGAAACAACGACUGGUCCAGCUAUUUACAAAUUCAAGUUUCAGAGGAAACGUUAGCUAUUUCAUGGAAUAAUUGUUACAGUCUUUGCUCAGAAAGGAGGAGCCAUAUCCCUUGGAGAAGGGCUGGUGCCAGCCUGCUUUUCACUGCAGCUCAGCACUUUGUUCAAACAAAUCACUGUGGGCCUGUGGUGGCCAUCAGUGUGUUUAAUCUAAUUAAUUGAUUAAUAAAUCAGGGUUUGUUCUUUUGA
Molecule: messenger RNA, 1124 nt
Organism: Passer domesticus (house sparrow)
Lineage: Eukaryota; Metazoa; Chordata; Aves; Passeriformes; Passeridae
Gene: UTP11
Product: UTP11 small subunit processome component
Exons: 8
Coding region: 172-933 (253 amino acids)
Biological process (GO): rRNA processing
Cellular component (GO): small-subunit processome; nucleolus
Source: RefSeq, a predicted model, not a curated record